Diaporthe batatas is the source of this 3542-nucleotide messenger RNA. RefSeq lists its product as uncharacterized. Gene Ontology annotation, biological process: protein phosphorylation. The record is from RefSeq and is a predicted model, not a curated record. Gene Ontology annotation, molecular function: ATP binding; protein kinase activity. The transcript has 3 exons. NCBI's taxonomy places the organism in Eukaryota, Fungi, Ascomycota, Sordariomycetes, Diaporthales, Diaporthaceae. Bases 379 to 3345 code for a protein of 988 amino acids.
GCCAGGCGCAAGACAACAAUCAACCGACUUUAUUCGACCGAGACUCUGCUUAUUAUUGUUAAGAGAGGCUGUCUCUUGGCCUCCAUCCUCCCUUGCUUGCACCAAAUCAGACCUCUCUGUCUUGUCUGUCUCUCCCGGGUCUUCGGUUCUUCUUGUGUGCUGCCCCCUUAAUUUAUUCUCGUCGCAGCCGGCCACGUUUUGGUGGCGUUGUCUAUAUCUGGAAGUUGGGCAUUCAACUGUGGGACUGCCUCAUUGCGACCUCGACUCCCGACCUCGACUUUGUCUUACGCAUGUGACAACGAUCCACCCUUUGGCCGAUCAGCCUCCCAGCCCUGCCGACAUGACAAGCACCCUCUCCCACUCCCUACAGCCGCCAAAAUGUCGUCAAUGUUCUCCUCGGCGCUGAAGUCCAUCCAGCAGACAAACAUCAAUGCCAACUAUUCCAUAACCCCAAGCGCAACGUCGCAGGCCGGCCCCUGGAGGAUACACGAUGCGAAGAGGAAGUCCACGGGCAAGACCUACUCCGUCUUCAUCUUUGACAAGAAGUCGCUCGACUCCCAUGGGAACUCCCUGGGUCGCUCCGGCGCCGCCGCCUUCAAGAGGGUCUCCGAGGAGGUCAUCGAGAGGUUGAAGAAGGAGGCCUCCUCACUCGCCAAGUUGCGCCAUCCCAGCGUGCUCGAGCUUGUCGAGCCCGUCGAGGAGACAAGAGGCGGCGGCUUGCAGUUCGUCACCGAGCCCGUCACUGCCUCACUCGCCAGCCUGCUGCAGGACAAGGAUGAUCAGGAACGCGCCGGUCCCGGGGGCCGCUCCAGCCGCUAUGUCACCGAGGAGGCCGACGGCACCAGGAGGCGGCGCGAGCUCGAGAUCGACGAGUUGGAAAUCCAGAAGGGCUUGCUGCAGAUCAGCAAGGCCCUCGAGUUCCUUCACGAGAAUGCUGGCCUUGUCCAUGGCAACAUCACCCCGGAUGCGAUCCUCAUCAAUGCCAAGUCCGACUGGAAGAUUAGCGGUCUAUCCUUCUGCAGCCCUGCCGAGCAUUCGACCAAGCCAACCUCGUUUCAACCUCUGAGCCUCUACGAAACCCUCAACCCAGACCCACGACUGCCGCGGUCAGUCCAGCUCGACCUGGACUACACCUCCCCAGACUUCGUCCUUGACAACAAUCUCAAUGUAUCCGCCGACAUGUUCUCAUUGGGCCUUCUCUGCGUUGCCCUCUACAAUUCACCACACAAGUCUCCGCUGGAGUGCAACUCCAGCUUAUCGACAUACAAAAGGCUGUUCCAGUCCAGCUCGACCAUACCCACCGUGAAUAACAACUUUAUGUCCUCUAGGCCGUUGCCCAAGGACCUGGUCGCACAUGUCCUGCCUCGGCUCAUCACUAGGCGGCCAGCUCAACGUCUCACUGCCAAAGAGUUCCAAGAGACGGAAUUUUUCGACAACAUACUCGUGUCGACCAUCCGAUUCAUCGAAUCUUUCCCGGCGAAAACACCCCAGGAGAAGCAGUCCUUCCUGAAGGGCUUGAAUAAGGUCCUGCCCUCGUUUCCAAAAUCGGUGAUGGAAAAGAAGCUGCUUCCAGCGCUGCUGGAAGAGACAAAGGACAAGGCACUGCUAUCCCUCAUACUCGGGAAUGUUUUCAAGAUCAUCGACCUUCUCCCUUCGGGUCGGCGGGCCUUCACCGAUAAGGUUCGGCCUGUCCUAAAAGAAAUAUUUGUCACAAACAAUAAGAACACCGAGGAGAAGGACGCGGCAAGAGAUGCGGGGCUUAUGGUUGUCCUGGAUAACAUCUCUACCAUCGCCAAUAACACCCCUGGCAAGGAGUUCAAAGAUGACAUGUUACCCGUUGUUGCCGCAGCCAUAGCAGCACCGACUCACUCGGUGGUCGACGCCGGUCUGCGAAGUUUGCCUGUAGUGUUGCCGGUCUUGGACUUUAGCACGAUCAAGAAUGAGCUGUUCCCUAUCAUAGCUCACGUCUUCAGCAAAACAACCAGUCUGGCUAUCAAAGUCCGGGGCUUGCAAGCAUUCGUUGUCCUCUGUGGAGGCUCACCGGCCACUGCAGAUAGUAGCGGGUUGGAUGGGCUUCCCGAGCACAAGAAAACAUCAUCUUCGACGGCCCUUGACAAGUACACGAUGCAAGAGAAGAUAGUGCCCCUCAUAAAGGUUAUCAAGACCAAAGAGCCGGCGGUCAUGGUUGAGGCCCUGAAUGUGUUGAGAGUUGUGGGUGACUAUGCGGACUGCGAAUUCAUCGCCAUGGACAUACUGCCGAUCCUUUGGAGCAUGAGUCUUGGACCGUUGCUCAACCUCAAACAGUUUCAGUCAUUCAUGGAUCUCAUCAAAACGCUCUCCCGGAAGGUAGAGGACGAGCAAACUAAGAAGCUGCAAGAGCUAGCUGGGGUUACGAAUGGGUCCGCAGCCGCUGGCCCUGCCGACGAUUUCAUGUCCUUUGGCGGCAUAACUGGCACACAAUUCGACGCAGCAACAGGCGCAACAGAAGACGAUUUCGAGCAACUGGUCAAGGGGAAGUCGAGCUCGAACAAUAACAAUCCUAUGGAUGCCGGCUGGGGCGACACGGCGUCGGCGAUGAGCUCUCCGGGCCUGCCACACCCGAAACAGAAUGCCACUUUCGCCUGGUCCACGCCAAGUCCCACGAGGGCAUCUAACCCAGUGGGCUCGGUGGGCGGUUUCAAGGCCCAGCAAGGCUCAUUCAGGACGGUAACGCCGGACCUGGCGAGCCUGCCAUCAAUGACCCCUUCCACCACCCAGUUCUCUCAACCUUUACAGCCCAGCGCCCCACAGUCGGCCUUCCCGCCGCCGGCGCAGCCUGCCCAGCCGACCUCUACAAAUUGGUCAGCAGCAGCGGCAAACCCGUGGGCGACCGCCUCUCCCUCGACGGUGCAGCCGGCAAGGAGCAACACCAUGUCGGCGCAAACACCCACCUAUGGCAGCGGCCUGGGCAACUCGGUGGCCUCCCUCUCGAUGAACCAGCAGCGGCCAGGAGUCGGGUCCAUGACCCGCUCCACGUCGUCAUUCUCCCUGCCUCCGCCCCCCGGCAGCGGCAACUCGACGCCGGCCGCGUCAGGGUUCAGCCUGCCGCCGCCACCUUCACAACCACAACAGCAGCAGUCCUCGUUUGGCCGGCCGGCGGGGUCGAUGGGGUCCACGAUGGGCGGCAUGAACGGCAUGGGCAGCCUGGGCAGCAUGGCCGGCAAGCCGGCGAUGGGCGCGUCCGGGCUGAGCAUGAACAGCAUGAUGGGGUCUCAGGGGGGGUUCGGCAUGGCGGCGCAGCAGCAGCAGCAGCAACAACAAAAUCAGAGCACGGGUACCUUGGAUAAAUACCAGAGCUUGUUGUAGUCGAUGCUUGACCUGACGACUUGGGGAGGGGGAUUCAUAGACGCAUUUGGGGAUAUUACUGGCGGGAUACCAAUAUACUAUACUUUUAUGAUUGAGUGAGCGACGAUGCCACGAAAUUGGACCGUGGGGGUUGGGACACAGCAUGGGGCGCGACUAGAGACAGAGAUCCAGCGAAUGAUUACAUGUCAAAUUUCAAA